Gymnogyps californianus (California condor) is the source of this 2045-nucleotide messenger RNA. It is a transcript of the gene CDYL2, whose product is annotated as chromodomain Y like 2. The transcript has 7 exons. Lineage: Eukaryota; Metazoa; Chordata; Aves; Accipitriformes; Cathartidae. The coding region runs from base 16 to 1539 and encodes 507 amino acids. Gene Ontology annotation, molecular function: transcription corepressor activity. Gene Ontology annotation, cellular component: nucleus. The record is from RefSeq and is a predicted model, not a curated record.
GUCCCGCAACCCAGCAUGGCUUCAGGGGACCUUUACGAGGUAGAGAGGAUUGUAGACAAAAGGAAGAACAAGAAGGGCAAAUGGGAAUAUCUCAUCAGGUGGAAAGGCUAUGGAAGCAAUGAGGACACCUGGGAACCUGAACAUCAUCUACUACAUUGUGAGGAAUUUAUUGAUGAGUUCAAUGGACUACAUGUUACUAGAGAAAAGCGAUCAAGACAUGGGAAACAGGCCAGCGCUCCAAAAUUUUUACGGGAAAGCCGAGGGUCAUCUGUUGAGAAAAUAUCACAUAGACCUUCUGAAUCUGGGAAGUCUAAAGCGUCAACACACAAAAGGAAGAGAAUUAAUCCAUCUCUUCAAAAACAGAAAAGAGGAUACGCAGCAAAGCCAGCAUCUGCUAAUGACAGGGCUGCUAAAACUGUGACUUACCGAACUACUCCCAGCGGUUUACAGAUCAUGCCACUGAAAAAGCCACAUAAUGGUCUGCAGAAUGGAGAUGGCAGUCAUGAAAAAGAUUCUAGACACUUUGGGAAUGGCUCACAACAGCAAAACAUGGAUUUAAAUGAUCAUGAAGGAGAACAAAAUUUGCCCAGCGUGUUGGAAGCUAGUAAUGAUUCACCUGUUGUGAAUGGAAUUGGUUCUUCUCUGGCCAAUGGAAGCUUGAAUCUACACAGCACUGUGAAAAGGAAACUAGAUGGGGAGAAAGAUUAUGUCUUCGAUAAGAGACUAAGAUACAGCGUGCGUCAAAACGAAAGUAACUGCCGGUUCAGGGACAUUGUAGUCCGGAAAGAAGAUGGUUUCACACAUAUUUUGCUGUCGAGUCAGACUUCAGAUAACAAUGCACUGACCCCAGAGAUCAUGAAGGAAGUUCGGAGAGCAUUGUGCAAUGCAUCAGCUGAUGACAGUAAACUCUUACUUCUCAGCGCAGUGGGAAGUGUAUUCUGUAGUGGCCUAGAUUACUCAUAUUUAAUUGGCAGGUUAUCCAAUGACAGAAGAAAGGAAAGCACUAGGAUUGCAGAAGCUAUAAGGGAUUUUGUAAAAGCUUUUAUUCAAUUUAAGAAGCCAAUUGUGGUUGCUAUCAACGGCCCUGCUCUUGGGUUAGGAGCUUCUAUUUUACCACUAUGUGAUAUCGUUUGGGCAAGUGAGAAGGCAUGGUUUCAGACACCAUAUGCUACAAUCCGACUCACUCCAGCUGGCUGCUCAUCAUACACAUUCCCGCAAAUUCUGGGUGUUGCACUGGCAAACGAAAUGUUAUUCUGUGGGAGAAAGCUGACAGCACAGGAAGCCUGCAGCAGAGGACUAGUGUCACAAGUAUUUUGGCCAACAACAUUUAGCCAAGAAGUGAUGCUACGAGUGAAAGAAAUGGCAUCCUGCAGUGCAGUGGUGUUGGAAGAGUCCAAAUGUCUCGUGCGGAGCUUCCUGAAAUCCGGACUUGAAGAUGUGAAUGAGAAAGAGUGUCAGAUGUUAAAACAGCUGUGGAGUUCUUCCAAAGGACUGGAUUCAUUAUUCAGCUACUUGCAAGACAAAAUUUACGAAGUCUGAUGUCUUGGCCUAACUUAAAGAGAAAAUGCUCCACUUGUGAACAGAGUCAAACAUUACCUGUGUUUGAAAAGCAGAGGCAAUGCAUCAAUGAGGAAUUUGUGACAGUGUAUCCUAAUACAUAUGGUUGUGUCGAUUUCCUUGUGAGCUACACAGCUGCUUGUAGCUGGUUUGAUUUUGUGUAACCGAGAAGUAGGCAGGCUUGUUCAGUGCACAUAAUCUCUGCAGAGGGCUGCAUCUUUCACAUUGCUCAUCCAGAUAAAAGUAUACAUUCCAUGUGCUGAGAAGCACCACUGAGGCCCAAUAAGGCACACCAUCUGUAAUGAUUUAUUUUGUCUGUCCUUCUUAACUUAUUCUUGCUGUUGCAACACAUCUGGGCUGACACAGAGGGCUCAAUCUAAAAACUGGGUCAGCACAAUAUUUUGUAGACCCAAACACCAUACUUUAGAAAUAUUUUAAUUAUUUUUUCUAAGUUCUAACAGUGUAAUGGAAAAAUCUGAUAAUUUAUA